GGCAUUCAGGGAGGACUGGAAUAAUGAUGAGGAGCAAGCCAUUAGCAGAGUUCUUGAAGCUAGCAUAGCAGAAAAUAAAGCGUGUUUGAAGAGGACCCCUACGGAAGUUUGGAGGGAUUCUCGAAACCCUUAUGAUAGAAAAAGGCAGGACAAAGUUCCUGUUGGGCUAAAAAAUGUUGGCAAUACUUGUUGGUUUAGUGCUGUUAUUCAGUCAUUAUUCAAUCUUUUGGAAUUUAGAAGAUUAGUUCUGAAUUAUAAGCCUCCAUCAAAUGCUCAAGAUUUACCCCGAAACCAAAAGGAACAUCGGAAUUUGCCUUUUAUGUGUGAGCUGAGGUAUCUAUUUGCACUUCUUGUUGGUACCAAAAGGAAAUAUGUUGACCCAUCAAGAGCAGUUGAAAUUCUUAAGGAUGCCUUCAAGUCAAAUGACUCACAGCAGCAAGAUGUGAGCGAGUUUACACACAAAUUAUUAGAUUGGUUAGAAGAUGCCUUCCAAAUGAAAGCUGAAGAGGAGACGGAUGAAGAGAAGCCAAAGAACCCUAUGGUAGAGUUGUUCUAUGGAAGAUUCCUAGCUGUGGGAGUGCUUGAAGGUAAAAAAUUUGAAAAUACUGAAAUGUUUGGUCAGUAUCCUCUUCAGGUCAAUGGGUUCAAAGAUCUGCACGAGUGCCUAGAAGCUGCAAUGAUUGAAGGAGAAAUUGAGUCUCUACAUUCAGAGAAUUCAGGAAAAUCAGGCCAAGAGCAUUGGUUUACUGAACUACCACCUGUGUUAACAUUUGAAUUGUCAAGAUUUGAAUUUAAUCAAGCAUUGGGAAGACCAGAAAAAAUUCACAACAAAUUAGAAUUUCCUCAGGUUUUAUAUCUGGACAGAUAUAUGCACAGAAACAGAGAAAUAACAAGAAUUAAGAGGGAAGAGAUCAAAAGACUUAAAGAUUACCUCACAGUAUUACAACAAAGACUAGAAAGAUAUUUAAGCUAUGGUUCAGGUCCCAAGCGAUUCCCUUUGGUGGAUGUUCUGCAGUAUGCAUUGGAAUUUGCCUCAAGUAAACCUGUCUGCACUUCUCCUGUUGAUGACAUCGAUGCUAGUUCCCCACCUAGUGGUUCCACACCAUCACAGACAUCACCAAGCACAACAGAUCUACAGGGAGCUCCUUCUUCAGAACUGCCCAGCACAUCCCCUCCAUCAGUUUCUGCCGUUUCAUCGAGGUCAGUAAUACACAAACCGUUCACUCAGUCUCGGAUACCUCCAGAUUUGCCUAUGCAUCCAGCACCAAGGCACAUAACAGAAGAAGAACUUUCUGUGCUGGAAAGCUGUUUACAUCGCUGGAGGACAGAAAUAGAAAAUGACACAAGAGAUUUGCAGGAAAGCAUAUCCAGAAUCCAUAGAACAAUUGAACUGAUGUACUCUGACAAAUCCAUGAUACAAGUUCCUUAUCGCUUACAUGCUGUUUUAGUUCAUGAAGGCCAAGCUAAUGCUGGGCACUACUGGGCAUACAUUUUUGAUCAUCGUGAAAGCAGAUGGAUGAAGUACAAUGAUAUUGCUGUGACAAAAUCCUCAUGGGAAGAACUAGUGAGGGACUCUUUUGGUGGUUAUAGAAAUGCCAGUGCAUACUGUUUAAUGUAUAUAAAUGAUAAGGCACAAUUCUUAAUUCAAGAGGAGUUUAAUAAAGAAACUGGGCAGGCACUUGUUGGAAUAGAAACAUUACCACCAGAUUUGAGAGAUUUUGUUGAAGAAGACAACCAGCGAUUUGAAAAAGAACUCGAGGAGUGGGAUGCACAACUUGCCCAGAAAGCUUUGCAAGAAAAGCUUUUAGCAUCUCAGAAACUGAGGGAGUCUGAGUCUUCUGUGACAACAGCACAAGCAGGAGAACCAGAAUAUCUAGAGCAGCCAUCAAGAAGUGAUUUCUCAAAGCACUUGAAAGAAGAAACAAUUCGAAUAAUUACCAAGGCAUCACAUGAGCAUGAAGAUAAAAGUCCUGAAACAGUUUUGCAGUCGAAAACUGAAAAUACCACAAGCCAACCACCUUCUAGCCAGCGAGUUGUAGAGGUGGCGAUUCCUCACGUAGGGAAAUUCAUGAUUGAAUCAAAGGAGGGGGGGUAUGAUGAUGAGAUGUACAGGUUGUACAGAUGUGCAGAAGUCUCUAGCCAAGGGGAAGAAGUGGGACUAAAUAUCAUGAUGACACCGAACAUGCAAGGUAUUAUAAUGGCAAUAGGUAAAUCCAGGAAUGUAUAUGACAGGUGUGGUCCUGAAGCAGGGUUCUUUAAGGCAAUUAAGUUGGAGUAUUCAAGGUUGGUUAAGUUGGCCCAAGAAGACACCCCCCCAGAAACAGAUUAUCGCCUGCAUCACGUAGUGGUCUACUUCAUCCAGAACCAGGCUCCAAAGAAGAUCAUUGAGAAAACAUUGCUGGAACAAUUUGGAGAUAGAAAUCUGAGUUUUGAUGAAAGGUGUCACAACAUAAUGAAAGUCGCUCAAGCCAAACUAGAAAUGAUAAAACCUGAAGAAGUGAACUUGGAGGAAUAUGAGGAGUGGCAUCAGGAUUAUAAAAAAUUUAGGGAAACAACUAUGUAUCUUAUAAUUGGACUAGAAAAUUUUCAAAGAGAAAGUUAUAUAGAUUCCUUGCUGUUCCUUAUCUGUGCUUAUCAGAAUAACAAAGAACUCUUGUCUAAAGGCCCAUACAGAGGACAUGAUGAAGAGUUAAUAUCACAUUAUAGAAGAGAAUGUUUACUAAAAUUAAACGAGCAAGCUGCAGAACUAUUUGAAUCUGGAGAGGAUCGAGAAGUAAACAAUGGUUUGAUUAUCAUGAAUGAGUUUAUUGUUCCAUUUUUGCCCCUGCUACUGGUGGAUGAAAUGGAAGAGAAAGAUAUACUUGCUGUGGAAGAUAUGAGGAAUCGAUGGUGUUCAUACCUAGGACAAGAAAUGGAAUCAAACCUCCAAGAAAAGCUGACUGAUUUUCUGCCAAAACUGCUUGACUGUUCAACGGAGAUUAAAGGUUUCCAUGAGCCACCAAAGUUACCUUCCUAUUCCACACAUGAACUCUGUGAGCGCUUUGCCCGAAUCAUGUUGUCCCUCAGUCGAACUCCUGCUGAUGGAAGAUAAACUGCACACACACUUUCCCUAAACACACUGUAUAAACUUUUUUUUAGUUCUUAACCCUUGCCUUCCUGUCACAGGGUUUGCUUGUUGCUGCUAUAGUUUUUAACUUUUUUAAUUUUAAUAACUGCAAAAGACAAAAUGACUAUACAGACUUUAGCCAGACUGAAAAUAAUAAAGCUGAGAAUCGCAUGGCGCUCAGACUUUGUUUUAACCAGAACUGAUGUAUAAUUAUAAAUCUGAUUUUAUUAUGGCAAAACUAUGCUUUUGCCACCUUUCUGUUACAGUGUUACUUUGCUCUUAUCUUUUCUUUAUCAGCGGCUUUCCAUUCAGUCUGGAUCCUUCCAUGACGACAGUCAUUUUAAGUGUUCAGCACUUGUGUACGAUAUAUAAUAUUUGGUAGCUUGUAAAUGAAAUUAAAGAAUAAAGUUUUAUUUAUGGCUA
Sciurus carolinensis (gray squirrel) is the source of this 3529-nucleotide messenger RNA. It is a transcript of the gene Usp25, whose product is annotated as ubiquitin specific peptidase 25. Gene Ontology annotation, molecular function: cysteine-type deubiquitinase activity; cysteine-type endopeptidase activity. Bases 320 to 3091 code for a protein of 923 amino acids. The record is from RefSeq and is a predicted model, not a curated record. Gene Ontology annotation, cellular component: cytosol; nucleus. The transcript has 24 exons. Gene Ontology annotation, biological process: regulation of protein stability; protein deubiquitination. NCBI's taxonomy places the organism in Eukaryota, Metazoa, Chordata, Mammalia, Rodentia, Sciuridae.